Adineta steineri is the source of this 324-nucleotide messenger RNA. The record is from the annotation of a GenBank genome assembly. Lineage: Eukaryota; Metazoa; Rotifera; Eurotatoria; Adinetida; Adinetidae.
AUGGCACCACAACUUUAUUGGCCAAUUGAUCCGCCAGCACAAUCUUAUCCUGUUUUACUUAAUUGGUGGAUAAGUCAAUCUACUAAAGGACGUCAUGUUUAUGCUGGAAAUGCUGCAUAUAAACUGGCACAAGGUUCUGUUCAAUAUGAAGCAAGAGAAAUAGCUCGUCAAGUAAAUGUAACUCGAUCAAUGCGUGAUCGAUUAGCACUUGGUAAUAUUUAUUUUUCAACAAAAGAUAUUAUGAAUAAUAUCAAAGGUAUUCAAACAAUACUCGCUGAACUUUACAAACAAAAAGCUAUGAUUCCAAAAAUGAAUUGGCUUUAA